AUGGAGGAAGAAAGAGGUAAAGAAACUCAAAUCCUGACAAUCCCUUUCCGUGGUCAAGGUCACAUAAACCCAAUGCUCCAAUUAUCCAAACUUCUAGCCUCAAAACGCCUCAAAGUAACCCUAGUCACCACCAUUUCCACUCCCCUCACCACUCAAGGCUCAGCUGAAACCACCUCCAUCAAAAUUGAGGCUAUUUCCGACGGCUUUGACGCCGGAGUUACACUCCAAAACUACGAUGAAUACAUUGAACGUUUCAGAGUUGUGUUCCCACAAAGCCUAGCAAAGCUCGUUGAAAAGCUUGCAUAUUCAGCCUCUCCCGUGAAGUUCAUCGUUUAUGACUUGCACAUUCCAUGGAUGCUUGACGUUGCAAGAGGGUUUGGCCUCGACGGAGCUCCAUUUUUUACUCGGUGUUCGGCUGUAAAUGCGGUUUAUUAUCAUGUUCAUCAUGGGGCGUUGGAGUUUCCUGUGAAAGGAUCUGUGGUUUCGUUGCCUUCGAUGCCGCCGCUUGGAUUUGAUCAUCUUCCAUCGUUCAUUUCAGAACCUGGCUCUUAUCCAUCUUUUCUUAACUCUAUCUCGAAUCAAUUUUCAAAUAUUCAUGAGCCAAAAUGGACCUUGUGUAACACUUUCCUUGAGUUGGAAGAUGAGGUAGUAAACUCCAUGGCAAGUGAAUGUCCUAUUAAAACGAUUGGACCAACAAUUCCAUCAAUUUACCUAGACAAGAGGUUGCAAAAUGAUAAUGGCUAUGGCCUAAGCCUUUUCAAACCAAAGACUGAAACUUGCAAGACAUGGCUAGACUCAAAGGAAAUAAACUCAGUAGUUUAUGUAUCAUCUGGAAGUUUGGCAACCCUAGGGGAAGAGCAAAUGGUGGAAAUGGCAUGGGGGCUGAAGAGAAGCAACUUUUUCUUUUUGUGGGUAGUGAGGGAAUCUGAAUUUGAAAAGCUUCCAAAAAAUUUCCUCGAGGAAACAUCUGAGAAGGGUUUGGUUGUGAGUUGGAGUCCUCAACUCGAAGUUCUUGCUCAUAAAUCAGUGCGUUGUUUCUUGACUCAUUGCGGCUGGAACUCGAAGCUCGAGGCGCUGAGCUUGGGGGUGCCAAUGGUGGCGAUGCCGCAGUGGACGGAUCAAACAACCAAUGCCAAGUUUAUUGAAGAUGUGUGAGAGGUGGGGUUAGACUAAGAGCUAAUAAGAAAAGGAUUGUGAGCAGAGAAGAGACUGAGACUCGUAUAAAGGAGGUCAUGGAAGGAGAAAAAUAAAAAAAUAUAAGGAAUACGGAGAAGUGGAAAAAAUUGGCUAAGGAGGCAGUAGAU
Messenger RNA from Mangifera indica (mango), 1304 nucleotides. RefSeq names its product mogroside IE synthase-like. The record is from RefSeq and is a predicted model, not a curated record. Bases 1 to 1155 code for a protein of 384 amino acids. Lineage: Eukaryota; Viridiplantae; Streptophyta; Magnoliopsida; Sapindales; Anacardiaceae. The transcript is spliced from 2 exons. Gene Ontology annotation, molecular function: UDP-glycosyltransferase activity.